This is a messenger RNA of Solanum stenotomum, 441 nucleotides long. RefSeq lists its product as uncharacterized. NCBI's taxonomy places the organism in Eukaryota, Viridiplantae, Streptophyta, Magnoliopsida, Solanales, Solanaceae. The record is from RefSeq and is a predicted model, not a curated record. The coding region runs from base 1 to 441 and encodes 146 amino acids. The transcript has a single exon.
AUGGGGCAGCUAGCCUAUUUUUCCAAUCGUCGUGCUGCCAGGCUUGAGGCCUCUAUUCCGGUCAUGAUUCUGGCAUCCCUGGAUGAUGUUGUGAUACUAUUGAGUGCUACCAUUUAUGCUAUUACGGCUUGGAUAGCGGUGUGUGAGCAUGGCCAAGGGGCUACCGAGGAGGUGACGACCUUAAAGGCUACUAUUGCUGCACUGAGGAGAGAUGUAGACCAACUGAAGUCCUCUGACAUGUCCAUGAUUUUCGGGACGAUGGAGAUCCCAGAUGUGCCAGUAGAUCCAGCUAUGCCUCCGCCUACCACCUGUGAGGAUGUUCGAGUUGAGGAGGCAGCUAAUACUGAGUCUGAGGAAAAGACAGAUGAGGAGAUGCUUGGGUUUGCUGAGGAAGGGAGGCUUGACAUCAGGGCCUUACUGAGACUAAUGAGGCCAUGGUAG